UUGAAGGACAAUAGACAAGAGUAUCGAAAGUGCGUCAUAUAAACGUAAGAGAGAAUGCAUCAUCCAUUUCCGUAGAAAACGUGGCUGGUCAAAACCCUAGCUCAGAGACUCCGUUGUCAGAGGGAGGGAGCGAGCAUUGCGAUCUCUCUUUCCACGAUUCAACUCAGUGACAGGAGUUAUAUACACAGCAAUUCUCUCUCUGAGAUUGCAGUAUGGCUGGUCAAAGGAGUGGCCAUGGGAAACGUUCUCAUUCACAGUCGCAUUCCGACUAUGCGGAAAAUGGGGCAAACAAAAGGAGAAACUCUGGUGGUGAUAAAGACCAUUUGCCCAUUGGUCCUGAAGAUACAGUAUAUCGCUACCUCUGCCCUGGAAAGAAGAUAGGAAGCAUCAUUGGAAGAGGAGGAGAUAUUGUUAAGCAAUUAAGGGCAGAAACUAAAUCGAAGAUAAGGAUUGGUGAGACAGUGCGUGAUUGUGAUGAACGUGUUGUCACCAUCUAUAGCUCAAACGAGGAAACUAAUGACUUUGAAGGUGCUGAAGAUCUUGUUUGUCCUGCUCAGGAUGCACUUUUCAAGGUUCAUGACAGAAUAGUCAGUGAGGACAUAGCUGUUGAUGAGAAUUCUGAAGAAGGACCACAAGUGACUGCUAAGCUGCUAGUACCGUCUGAUCAGAUUGGAUGUAUUAUUGGGAAAGGUGGACAGAUAGUUCAAAAUAUUCGUAGUGAAACAGGUGCGCAGAUUCGCAUAUUAAAGGAUAACCAUCUGCCUGCAUGUGCCCUAAGCUCAGAUGAACUUGUGCAGAUAUCAGGAGAACUGCCUGUGGUGAGGAAGGCUCUUUAUCAAAUUGCAACUUGCCUUCACAAUAAUCCAUCUCGUUCUCAGCACUUGCUUGGUUCUGCUGCUCCUACUGUCUACCCAUCUGGUGGUUCACUGAUUGGUGCUACUCCUGGGGCUCCAAUAGUGGGGUUAGCUCCACUAGUGGGGCCUUAUGGCAGUUACAAAGGUGAGGGUGGAGAAUGGUCACGGUCUCUUUACUCGGCUCCUAGAGAUGAAGCAUCUUCAAGGGAGUUUUCUCUCCGUCUGAUUUGUCCAAAUGCAAAUAUUGGAGGUGUAAUCGGAAAGGGUGGAGUCAUAAUCAACCAAAUUAGGCAAGAAUCGAGGGCAUCAAUUAAAGUGGAUAGCUCAAGUGCUGAAGGAGAUGACUGUCUGAUAAUUAUUUCAGCAAAAGAAUUUUUCGAGGACUCGUACUCUCCAACAAUAGAAGCUGCAAUGCUCUUGCAACCCAGGUGCAGCGAAAAAGUAGAAAGAGAUUCAGGCCUUGUUUCAUUCACCACACGCUUGCUUGUACCGACCUCUCGCAUAGGCUGUCUUAUUGGGAAAGGUGGAUCCAUCAUUAGUGAGAUGAGGAAGGCCACCAAAGCUAAUAUCCGCAUCCUUUCAAGGGAAAACCUUCCGAAGGUUGCAGCUGAAGAUGAUGAGAUGGUGCAGAUUUCUGGAGAGCUUGAUGUUUCAAAGGAUGCACUUGUUCAAGUAACUUCACGAUUGAGGGCAAAUCUUUUUGAAAGGGAGGGUGCUGUAUCUGCUUUUGUGCCUGUUCCUCCAUAUCUUCCAAUGCCAAUAGAUGCUUCUGAUAGCCUAACAAAGUAUGAAAGCAGAGAUACUAGAAGGCAUGGACGAGGACAUUCUUAUUCUUCUGGUUAUGGUGGCCUUAAUGAUAUACCUCCAACUGAUGGUUAUGGAGGCUAUGGUGGUCUUCAGAGUAGCAGCAGCAGCCUUGGAUAUGGAGCAUAUGAAGGCUAUUCUAUUGGCCGUUCUGGAUUGUCUGGGUCAAAUCCUGCAUCACGGAGAAAAAGUUAUGGUUACUAAAGUUUUCUGACUGGAACUGCAGACAGCUGAGAUACCUGAAGCUUGAAGCCAGCCUACUGCCUUGUCCGAUGAAGCCUCCUAUCUAAACCAGAAGACCAGAUGAAUGAGGGGAAAACUCAUGGCCCCACCUUGAUGCUUUUGUUUAGGAGGACCAAUAUCUGAAGAUCUUACCUUCUAUUAAAUGCCAUGUCCUGACACUAUAUGUCCAAGCUUUAGAUUCUUGUGCUCCCAUGAACCUGUGUACCUAGCAAGCCUAUGUCCAUUCUUACCUUAUUUGGUGAUUGUAUUAGACACGUUCAUCAUCGAGUUCUUAGCUACUUUCCUUAUGUUUCAUGAUCAGUCUGUUUGUAAGGAUUUACCAUUAGUUGGAUGUGGUGUUGACUAAUUCUAUUUUAAACAAAAUUAAUGACUAUGCUUGAAUUUUCAGACAAA
This is a messenger RNA of Ipomoea nil (Japanese morning glory), 2294 nucleotides long. RefSeq names its product KH domain-containing protein At4g18375-like. The coding region runs from base 213 to 1862 and encodes 549 amino acids. Gene Ontology annotation, biological process: regulation of gene expression. Gene Ontology annotation, molecular function: mRNA binding. Gene Ontology annotation, cellular component: cytoplasm; nucleus. The transcript is spliced from 8 exons. NCBI's taxonomy places the organism in Eukaryota, Viridiplantae, Streptophyta, Magnoliopsida, Solanales, Convolvulaceae. The record is from RefSeq and is a predicted model, not a curated record.